This is a messenger RNA of Anopheles arabiensis, 2692 nucleotides long. RefSeq names its product sodium/potassium/calcium exchanger 4-like. Lineage: Eukaryota; Metazoa; Arthropoda; Insecta; Diptera; Culicidae. Gene Ontology annotation, cellular component: membrane. Gene Ontology annotation, biological process: calcium ion transmembrane transport; intracellular calcium ion homeostasis. Gene Ontology annotation, molecular function: calcium channel activity; calcium, potassium:sodium antiporter activity. The transcript is spliced from 4 exons. The record is from RefSeq and is a predicted model, not a curated record. Bases 561 to 2258 code for a protein of 565 amino acids.
UCCCACCACUUUAAACUACCCCCUGAUAAACCCCUGCAUACAACGGAGCAGCCAGUUGGAAUGUGACUCGCACGGAGGCAUCUUGCAGGAAAAGAGUGUUUUCAUACGAAGCCGGAACGAAGAUAGAACGAUUCGUAUGGCACUGGGAGGACUGGGACAGCUGAUGGGAAGCCGCAGACAGUGCGCCAAUGACGGGGUUCCCGUGUGUUCCGGAUAAUUUGCGGUCCCUGGUGGACCAAUUACGUUUGCCGAUAGCGCAGCGAAGACGAAAGGCUGGGGAUCUGUGUGGGCGUCCCGCCGUCAUAUCAGGUGCAAUAUCUGGGAGUAAAAAUAGGGAUUCCCAUUAGAACCACGCCAAUCAGACGCAGUCAGUCGCACUUCAGACUCAAUCGGAGUAACUCGGUACUCGGAGCGCGCUCUGCCAGACACAUCGAAGGAGGCAGUGAAAGUGGUUUUCUUUGGGCAACGUAGCUACGGAUAGUUCCAGAACGAAGGGAGCCAAAUUGAAACAAGUGUUUUUUUGAAGAAAUAUUCCUUGUGAAUGCUAAUGUAACAAAACGAUGGUGCAGCUGCGGAAUGGCAGUCGUAGGACUGCUGCUGGUGCAACGCUUCUGCUAGUGUUAUUGCUCGGUGUGCCCAACGUUGCCGCCAUAUUCGUGCCCAGAAUAUACACCAACGGAGGAGCUGUGGCCAAUGUUACUACUGUACUGCUGGGUGGUGGUUCGUCUGUUGCCGCCAGGGCUACUAUCGACUUUUACCCUCCGAACACAUCCGACACAGCCACGGGGAAUGAAUCUCAGAACGCGUCCGGUUCUCCGUCGAUAUGCAUCGUGACGAGCAGCCUGGACGACUUGCCACCCGACCUGUUCACCGAGGAACAGCGACUGCAGGGUGCCAUCGUGUUACACUUUCUGGCCGCGAUCUACUUCUUCAUGCUGCUGGCGUACGUUUGCAGCGAGUACUUCCUACCGUCGGUCGAAUGUUUGUGCGAGGAUCUGAAGCUGUCGCAGGACGUGGCGGCCGCCACCUUUAUGGCGACCGCUACCUCAAUGCCGGAGUUCUUUACCAACACGAUCAGCACGCUGGCAGUAGACUCGGACAUUGGUGUCGGCACGAUCAUGGGCUCCAUGCUGUUUAAUACCUUGGGCGUUGCCGCGCUCGUUGGUUUGCUGACAAAGAUGCAUGUGCAGCUGGAUUGGUGGCCACUGACACGCGAUUCCAUUAUCGUCACCAUCUCCACCACGCUGUUGGUCGUGUGCGUGUGGGACGGUCGCAUCGAGUGGUACGAAGCGAUGCUCUUCAGCAUCACUUACGUGCUGUACUUUGUGGUGAUGUUUAAGAACGAGUCGUUAAAGAGGAUUGCCAUGCACUACAUCCAGAACCGGUGGAAUCUUUGCGGACGGUUGGAACCAGAGCCCGAGGAUGGCACGAUAGACGACAAGGUACCGAAGAAAUACAACAUAGCCAUCUUAGGGCACGCUAUCAAUGGAGUUCUCGUUGGGAUGGAUGUUGAAUCGACCAAGAAGCUUCCCCCGAGCAGUGAGUCUUCUACAAGUGCACCUAUCGAACCGGUAGAUCCAUCUCGCUCUAACAGUUCAGUGGAGUCGGUGAAAAGUGUGAAGUGGAGCGAGUUGACCCAACUUCCAGAAGCGUCUUUUGCUGGCUGGCGAACGAUUAUGUGGAUUUUUACCUGGCCGUACCGGUUUGUCGUGUUUCUGACCAUACCGGAUCCGCUUCGCUUCCGUAAGCUCUACCCACUGACGUUCGUGUGCUGUAUUGGGUGGAUCGGGGUGAGUGCCUACCUGGUGUUUUGGAUGAUCUCGGUGAUUGGAAAUACGUUUGGCAUACCGGACACGGUGAUGGGCAUGACGUUCCUUGCAUUUGGCGGCUGUAUGCCGGAAGCAGCAUCUGCAAUCACGCUUAUUAGGCGAGGUAAUGGCGCAAUGGGUGUUUCCAACUCACUGGGAGCAAAUACGCUCGCAAUAUUGUUCUCACUCGGGUUGCCCUGGUUUAUCAGGACAAUGAUCGACGGCGGUCCGUCGACGGGAGCGUACAUUGCGAUUCAGUCGUACGGUAUCCAGUAUUCGGUGCUCGCCCUGUUUGGAGCUAUCUUCACGCUCUACGCCGUACUGUACGUAGCCAAGUAUACGCUGCGAAAGAUGGUCGGACUGGCGCUAGCCGUUGGGUAUCUCGUGAUCGUCACGUUUAUGAUACUAGUCGAGCUGGAUGUAUUUUUCCCUGCCGACAAUCGAUGCUAGGGCGAAGACAUCUCGUCGUAUAGAUAGUUAAAACGGGGAAAACUGUAAUAUAAAUAAAGUACGAAGUAGAGUGUAUGCGAGAAUCUAACGCACACUGAAGCACGUGGCUAGGGGUGUCGUUCGUAGUGAGAAUGCAAAGUAGGUUUGUACAUUGUUAGGACAAUAGCUCAACUGAAUGUUGAAUUUAGCUGCUAGUAAAUUUAAAUUAUUUUUCGGCUCUUUGGGAACAGAGACGAAGAGCAUAUUGAGCAAAAUGAAUUGCUUUGUAAUAAAAUAGAUGUUAAAAAGUAAAAACAAACUCGUUUAAAAAACUUUUUGUAAACGUAUGAUAGCUGAAAGCCUGAAGGGUCAAUUGCACUUAACAAUGCUUACAAAUUCACUCAUUACAUUGCAUUUUGAGAACAAUAAAACGACCAACCAACAAGUACAACAGG